GCAAGGCAGAAACCGACAUGAUGGGUAGACAUGCGAGCCAUACCUGACAUGGCCCCCUCUUCAAGUGAAGGAGGCCACGAUACAUAAUGCAGCGGCCGUGGCCUUUGGUCUCUCCCAUGUGGUAUUGUGGCUCUCCUGCAAGAUCUGUAAACUCUGAUUUCCGUGUCGAUCACACUUGAUAUCGACAACUUGAUCUGCUUGUCACGCAAGCUCUUGCUCGCCGCGACGAUGAAGUUCACCACCUGUCUCGCCGGCCUCCUGGCCGCAGUUACGCAAGUACAAGCGGCGUCUGUCUUUGCCCACUUCAUGCUCAUCAACACCAAGAACUACACUCUCAGCGAGUUCGAAGAUGACUUCAAGAUCGCCAAGGAUGCUCACAUCGACGCUUUCGCCCUCAACAUGGGCCUGACAGACCCCAACACCAACUCGUCUCUCGAGACUGCCUUCGUCGCCGCCAAGAACGUUGGAUUCCAGCUCUUUUUCUCCUUUGACUACAACGGCGGCUACCACGGGGGCAAGCCCUGGCCCAAGGAGACUAUCCUGGACAUGGCAGAAAAGUACUUCAAGCUCGACGAGUACUUCAAGUAUGCCGACAAGCCCCUCGCCUCGACGUUUGAGGGCACAGAGAACGCCGAGGAUUGGAUCGAAAUCAAGAACAAGACAGGCGCCUUCUUCAUUCCCGACUGGUCCUCUGUGUCUCCCGAGGACGCACUUGCACUAGGGAGCGGCGUUGCUGAUGGACUGUUCAGCUGGAAUGCGUGGCCAGUCGGUGACCAGGACAUGACUGACAAGAGCGACGCUGCGUAUGCUUGGGCCCUGAAGGGCAAGCCUUACAUGAUGCCCGUCUCCCCCUGGUUCUACACCAACCUCCCAGGCUACAACAAGAACUGGGUGUGGCGCGGCGAUGACCUCUGGUACGACCGCUGGAACCAGGUGAUGGAUGUGAUGCCUGCCUUCGUUCAAAUCAUCUCCUGGAACGACUACGGCGAAUCACACCACAUCGGUCCGGUCCGCACCAACGCCAUGGAGGCUUUCGAAGUUGGCGAAGCCCCCUUCAACUACGCGCUCGACCAUCCCCACGACGGCUGGCGCCACUUCCUCCCCUACCUCAUCGACAGCUACAAAGCCGCCGUGGCCCCUUCGAUCAAGGACGAAGCCCUCAUGACAUGGUACCGCGGUUCGCCCGCCCUCUCCUGCAAGGACGGCGGUACCACGGCCAACGCAGUCGCACACGACCAAGAGACCCUGACGGCAGCCCAGAUUGUCCGUGAUAAGAUUUUCUACUCGGCUCUCCUAACGUCUGCAGCAGAGGUCACUGUCUCCGUGGGUGGUAAGGCGCAGAAGGGCAAUUGGACCUCGACCCCUGACGGCGGCAAGGGCGUGUACCAUGGAAGCAUCCCCUUCCUGGGCACCGGCGACGUCGUCAUCACCAUGACCAAGUACGGGACCGAGAUCGCCAAGAUCGAUGGGCGUAAGAUUGCAAACGAAUGCCCUGGGGGCUUGACCAACUGGAACGCCUGGACGGGCAGCACGAAUGCCCUCCACGUCGACGAUCCGAGCCCGUCACCCACGCAGACUGGAGGUGGUCCCCAAUCCACAGCCAGUGAUAAUGACUCUGGGGCAUCCAACCUCUCGCAAAAUGGGUUAGUUUACGUUGUCUUCGCUCUCGUCAGCUUAGCUGUUGCUGGAGUGGUGUGAACGGGUCUGCGACUGCGAUAGCUGGGACACACCAAGAUGUCAAUAUUCGAACGUCUCUACCCCAUUGAGAAACUGCGACUACGACUGCAAGACAUCUCUUUAAGCUCAGUCAAAGCUUGCAGGCAGAUUGACGCAUAAGACUUACACAGUCUCAGACAUGGGCGUAAGUUCGUAAGUAUAGCCUUGUCAGCCCUCGUUCAUUGUGCAAAUGACUGACACAUACUUCACUAGAGCGGCUCAAUUUGGCAUUGAAUCUUCACUUCUCCUGUUCAUGUUUACUUCAAUAGGCAUAUACUGCCGCAUCGACCAUUUUAAUGCACGAGUUCAGGGACGAUAGCGUUAUGAAGCUUUAUGAUUUUCAACUGGCAAUUUUCAUGUACAAUACCAAUACCCCUCUAUAUAGAACUAGAUAGAACACACC
Molecule: messenger RNA, 2119 nt
Organism: Colletotrichum scovillei
Lineage: Eukaryota; Fungi; Ascomycota; Sordariomycetes; Glomerellales; Glomerellaceae
Product: glycosyl hydrolase family 71
Exons: 3
Coding region: 229-1698 (489 amino acids)
Biological process (GO): mating projection tip cell wall disassembly
Molecular function (GO): glucan endo-1,3-alpha-glucosidase activity
Source: RefSeq, a predicted model, not a curated record